AACGUCCGGAGUGCCUGUGUUGGAACGCCGGUGUGUGUAGCCGGCAGUGUAGCGACUGGUGUAGCGCGUGGCCCGGGGCUACCACCUGGAUUCAGGUACAGUGAAUAAGGACAGCUCCCUACCACUCAAUGGCUCUGCAGUUACUGCACUGAGGAAGGUGACAGCUUGGAGCCAUUCACUGCAGAGAAGAAGGCACCGUUAGCUUUAUCCUGAUCAGUUGAUUGCUGCCACAAUUUGGGAUUGUGCUGUUGCAUCCAGAGGCAACGGUUACCUGCUCCGAACUUUCUGACCACUCCCGCAUAUCUGCAUACUGCUAGAGAAACUCAGUUCAAACUAAACCCUGAAUUAAAGUUUUGCACUUUAGAGUUAAUAAUUCAGAGUGAAAUAGUUGUACGUAAGCACUGCCAGUGGCUGUUGUCCUUUCUUACCUUUUUUCUGCCGAGUCUUUUUGAAGUUUGUAUUAUAGACAUAGUCGGAAAAUGAUUUGGUCCAACAAAAACCUCCACGCUCUUCUGUUACUUGGAUUGUUGCUGUUAUGUUGUCUGUCAUCAACAUAUGACAAGUUAUCUUGUCCCACUUGCAAAAAGAUAGCAAGCAAUUUCUUAAAGGCUGUAGAAGAUACCUCCAGAAAGAAUUUUGGUGGUGGAAAUACAGACUGGGAAGAAAGGUAUUUGUCAAAGUAUGAAUUCAGUGAGACCCGUCUUGUAGAGAUUAUAGAGUCCCUGUGUGAGAAUUCUGAAUUUGAAUGUAAUCUUAUGGUGGAAACUCAUGAAGAGUAUAUCGAGCGUUGGUGGUUCACAAUGCAGAAAAAUCAUCCUAAUUUCUUCCUCUGGUUUUGCGUGGAUACAAUUAAAGCUUGCUGUCCUGAUGGUACCUUUGGUGUUGACUGCGUUGAAUGUCCUGGCGGUGCUGAUAGACCCUGUAAUGGGCAUGGUUCAUGCAAUGGCGAUGGUACACGGACUGGUGAUGGCUCUUGUAGUUGUACCAAGGAAUACAAAGGCGAAGACUGUCUAGACUGCGCAAACGGUUAUUACAGUGAAUUCCAGAAUGAAACCUAUUCUCUUUGCACUGCUUGUCAUCUCGCCUGCAAACUGUGUACUGGUCCAUCGAGCAAGAAUUGCACCGAGUGUGCAAGUGGCUGGAUAGAAACUGGCACUAAUGAAGAUGUUGUUACUUGCGUAGAUAUUGAUGAGUGUUUGGCAGAAACCACACCUUGUGAACGACACACAUACUGUGUAAACACAGAAGGGUCCUACUCCUGUGAAGCUUGUGAUGUUGCCUGUGAUGCAUGUACUGGAGGGAGCCCAGAAGAAUGCAUCAAUUGUACAACUGGGUACAUAUUGGAAGAGCAAAAAUGCAUAGAUGUAAAUGAAUGCAGCAUGGAUGAUAAAGUAUGUACACGUGAAAAUGAAGACUGUAUUAACACUGAAGGCAGCUUUAAAUGUGUGUGCAGUGAAAGCUAUGAAGAACGAGAAGGAAUCUGUGUAGAAAAACAAGUAUCAGCAGAAAUGAAGGAUUCUGAAGAUCAGAAUGUUGUCGAACCUGAAGCUCUUGCAGAUGUUGAUCUUCAUGAAGAUCUUUGACGCAUUGCUUAACAUAUUAAUUCUCGUACAUAGAAAUCUGUGGUUAUAUUUUGAAAAGGACUGCUAUUGAUAAAUGAGAAACAAGUUAUUUUUCAACCAGAAAGUUGAACAUGUUGCCAACGGGAUCUGUUUACAUUACCAAAAGCUGCCAGUUCCUGGCCUGUUUCCAUUUUCAACUCCUUGGGUCAAAAUGCUCUUGGUUUUUUUUUGUGUCACAAGUAUUUAGUUUCACUUUGUCCUUUUUUAAUGGGAACAAAUUUGUCAAUAAAAGAAAGAAAAACUACUGUAGUGCUUUUGAUGUCUGUAUGUCUACCUGGAAGGUUAAAAGUUGUAACUUUGAUACAUGAUCUUUAUACAAAGAGCACUGAGUCUCAUUUCUGCAAAUUUAAAU
Molecule: messenger RNA, 1974 nt
Organism: Hemiscyllium ocellatum (epaulette shark)
Lineage: Eukaryota; Metazoa; Chordata; Chondrichthyes; Orectolobiformes; Hemiscylliidae
Gene: creld2
Product: cysteine-rich with EGF-like domains 2
Exons: 10
Coding region: 480-1583 (367 amino acids)
Molecular function (GO): calcium ion binding
Source: RefSeq, a predicted model, not a curated record